UCCAGAAGUCUUGCGCCCUGCUGGUGGGCAGAGAACAGGGAGCGCAGCAGUGAAGUUUUAUAAGAAGUGGGGGGACGUCGGACGGAGCGAAGGAGCGAGAGAGAGAGAGAGAGAGAGAGAGAGAGAGAGACUUUAUCUCGCAGCCUCACCGGACUACAUCCCGAUACUUGCACAGCUGUAGAAUGAUGAUGUCGGGGAGCAGAGGGACUUUAGGCUUCCUCAUCUACGCGCUCCUGGUGCAGUACAGUGCGUCCUCGCCGCUCAGACUGGAGACUGCGGCGUAUGAUGAAGAUGGCACUUCAUUAGCAGACUUGGCCUUUGACUCAGAGCAGCUCGCACUCAGAAGCCCCCCAUCAGGAACGGAUGAUGUCUAUGAGAUAUAUUCUCCUCCAGAGCAACGAACGGAAAGACAUGCAGACGGGAUGUUUAAUAAAGCCUACAGGCAAGCGCUGGGCCAGUUAUCAGCCCGGAAAUACCUGCAUUCUCUGAUGGCAAAACGCGUAGGAGGAGGCAGUGCUCUGGAGGAUGCAGAAGCUCUGGCUAAGCGCCACGCAGACGGCGUGUUCACUGACAGCUACAGCCGCUACAGGAAGCAAAUGGCCGUGCGGAAAUAUCUGGCCGCGGUCCUCGGCAAAAGCCCUGAAGACUUAGAUUUGCACCAAUUUCUACAAGGCAUAGACAUUGGGGCGCUCCCGGAUGGGGAUGAGUUUGAGGCAUUUAUGAGAAACUGGCUGAUUCAGUUCCCUUCCAAUACCCUGGCUUUGUGACGCAGGAGGGCAGCUUGCAGUUCGGGUGCCUUUGCUUCAACUUUAAAAAUGGCCACCAAUCUCAGAUGGCACGUUAGUGGCCCUCCAAUGCUGCACAUCACCUGCUCACACUCUUUCCAUUUCACUGGAUCACAUGACUUUCAUUCAGUUGCCACCUGGCCCACUAUAUUUUGUUUAACUUCCUGCACCAUUUCCUGUUUUUUUUUGUCUUAGCUUCACUAUACGUAGUGUGUGAUUGAUAACCGAGUAGAAAUCAUAGGACACUCACACUUCUGAAAUUCAUCCUGUGUGUAACAUUUGAGAGCGCCUGAAGCCUUACUUUAGAUGAAUCUUAAAUAAACAAAUCUAUUUCUUGUGUAGAUAAUUGGUAGAUUAUAAAAAAUGGGAACCGCAAAA
Neoarius graeffei (lesser salmon catfish) is the source of this 1163-nucleotide messenger RNA. RefSeq names its product adenylate cyclase activating polypeptide 1a (gene adcyap1a). The record is from RefSeq and is a predicted model, not a curated record. The transcript has 7 exons. NCBI's taxonomy places the organism in Eukaryota, Metazoa, Chordata, Actinopteri, Siluriformes, Ariidae. Gene Ontology annotation, biological process: positive regulation of transcription by RNA polymerase II; regulation of protein localization; neuron projection development. Gene Ontology annotation, molecular function: peptide hormone receptor binding; pituitary adenylate cyclase activating polypeptide activity; neuropeptide hormone activity. Gene Ontology annotation, cellular component: neuron projection; extracellular region; perikaryon. Bases 183 to 767 code for a protein of 194 amino acids.